CGAUCGAUAAGCUUCUGGAAGAACUCGGCUGGCUGGCUAGGCUGGCUCGGCGUCGGAAACGGUGCGCGCACUGGCACGGCGACGUCGACCGUCGACGGCGACGACGACGACGAACCCACGGCCGGCCGGAGUAGCAUCCUUAAUGUCAGACGCGAGCCGCCUCUCGGCCUCCUCAGUUUUGUUUACCGUGUCCUCGCGUAAACAGCGGAGAGCCGGGCCACGAACACGGCAGUGAUGAGGCCCCGUUCCCUGCCCACCCUCGUCGUCAUCCUGAUCCUGAUCGGGGCACCGGACCGCGGUGACGGGAUAUUGUCCAAUACAGUGAAAACAUGGGCGCACAAAUUGGGUUUCGAGCUGUCGCAGGUGGGCAAGUACGUGACCAACGUGGAGAAGUUCCACGACAGCUACAAGGAUGCGAAGGUGACGCAACGUGAUGGUAACGCGUUGGUGCACGAGAUCGCGAAGGACAUCAAGGCGAUGAUGGAGUCCAAGAUAUCGGCCAUCAAGAGAAUAAUGGACGUCGCGGAGACGUCAGCUCUUUCCGCGCCCGACGCCGAUCCCCCGGAGUCGUUCCUCUACAUCAACGCAAAGAACAAUACCAUCGACCUCAAGUACAGUUCCCACUUCGGCGGCCAGGUGAACUUGAACAUGUCCGCCGUCCACGUCCCGACGAACGUCUACGACAGAGCUUCGGACGUGAUCAGAGCGAUCAAAUGGUCCGAGGAGCUGGACAAAACCUUCAUCAACAACUACGAGCAGGACCCGUCGCUGUCUUGGCAAUACUUCGGCAGCGCGACAGGCUUCAUGCGACAGUACCCUGCGACCAACUGGUUCAUGGAACCCGUGGACCUAUUCGACUGCAGGACCAGAAGCUGGUACAUCGAAGCUGCGACCAGCCCGAAGGAUAUUCUGAUCUUGAUCGACACGUCCGGCAGCAUGACCGGGAUACGCAGAGAAAUCGCCAGACACGUGGUCAACAACAUCCUAGACACGCUCGGGAACAAUGAUUUCGUCAACAUCAUCACGUUCUCCAACGUUACCAAAGAGGUGGUGCCUUGCUUCAACGACACACUGGUCCAGGCGAACCUGGCGAACGUGAGGGAGCUGAAAAGAGCGAUUUCGAACCUCGACACGGAGAAGAUCGCGAACUUCUCCCUGGCCUUGACCACCGCGUUCGAGCUGCUCGACUCCUAUCGAUACGAGAGGGAGGGCGCGAGGUGCAACCAAGCGAUCAUGCUGAUAACGGACGGAGUGCCGUACAACUACAAAGAGAUCUUCGAAACUUACAAUUGGAGGGACAAUCAAGACGAGCCGUUUAAGGCUGACAUGCCAGUUAGAAUGUUCACUUACCUGAUAGGCAGAGAAGUGGCGGACGUGAGGGAGGUUCAGUGGAUGGCCUGCGCCAAUAGGGGAUACUUCGUCCAUCUUUGCACCCUGGCCGAAGUCAGGGAACAGGUGCUCAAAUACGUCCCGGUAAUGGCGCGGCCAUUGGUGCUGGGGCGCAGCGAUCACCCGACAAUAUGGACGCCGGUGUACGCUGACAUCACGGACCCGAAGAUGACCGAUUGGCUGUGGGAGCAGCGCGAGAGCGAGGCGCAAAAGGAGCGGUUCCUGCAGCUGCACCGGCGGAAGAAGCUCUUCAACGCGGAGGAACGGGACCGCAGGUUCGUGAAGAAGCAGAAGAAGGACCACGACCAGUACGGCGAUCUUCAGGAGUACAAGCUGAUGACCUCGGUCAGCAUGCCGGUGUUCGAUCGACGCGAGAACGCGAACAUCACAAGGCAGGUGCUGGUGAACGAGGCGUACUGGGUGACAGAGACAAGAGAGACACGGAUCGCUGAUCUCCUCGGUGUCGCUGGCACGGACGUUCCGAUCGAAGAAAUACAGAAACUCAUGAUGCCGCACAGGCUCGGCGUCAACGGAUACGCGUUCAUCGUGACCAAUAACGGUUUCAUCCUGAUUCAUCCCGACCUCCGACCAGUGUUCCAAGGCAUCCUGAAGCCAGCGUACAACAGCGUUGACAUGGCGGAGGUUGAGCUGAUGGAUCAGGAUAGGGAACCAAGGGAGUUCGACGAGGGAAUUCUUAUGCUUCGGAAUGACGUGGUCAAUCAGAAGAACGGUAGCGUCACGCUUCUCACAAAGUAUCAUUACGACGAUAUGAAACGGGUGGGCAGAGUGAAGAGGAAAUACGAUUACACGGGUAUACCGAACACACCGUUCACGGUGGUGGUCAGUCUGCCGGAAUAUGAUCACACCGGAAGUAAUCGCGUGCACGCAACCCAGGAAAUACAUCGUUUGCACAUCACUGGCACGAACUUAUCGGAUUAUUUCACUGGUUCGAACUGGCGGGUGCAUCCUCAUUGGUUGUACUGCAAAUAUCACUACGAAGGUGAUCGAUCGUUCAAUAACUCUGAGGGUCAGCUCCUACAUUUCCUUAAGCGCAUCCACCAGCCAGGCUGGAAAUGGAAAGACAUGAAACAACCAUCCCAGCCGCCAGAAUACUCGGCCACGAGUUCCGGUAACGACACCGAUCGUAAAUCGAAACCCACGGCAUACAAAGCGGACAAGGAGUCGUAUUACUGCGAUAGAGAACUUCUACAUAGCCUGGUGUUCGACGCAAAGGUAACCGAAUGGUUUGCGAACCCCAGCACCACACGCGAAGAAAAAGGACCUUUAGCUAGGCUGAUGAAUCUGCUGCCCAGGGAAGAGUUCCAACAACGUUUCGGCGUGACGCUCGCGUUCAUGUCCACCCACAGUGGCCUGACGAGAUGGCAGGACUUUCUGACAGACGAGGAGGCUAACAUCCCAGAGGACCAUUUCAGCAAGAAGAUGUACUAUAAAGCCAUAGAUGAGGUGUGGUACAAGCGUGCCGUGGAGCAGCACUACGUGAAUCCGGACAGUUUCGUGUUCUCUGUGCCAAUCGACGAGGAGGGUGCCGAUAAUACCACCAUUGUCACUGCCAGCCGUGCCAUUUUUAUCGGAUCCCAAGGAACGAAGGCGCCAGUCGCGGUCGUGGGUUUCCAGUUCCAGCAUACCGCCCUCCAAGGACUCUUCCAGAAUAUAACGUACAAUUGCGAGGGACAGGGCAACUGUCACGCGCAUUGCGGCGCAGACAAAUGGGCCUGCUACUUGAUCGACAACAACGGCUACGUGAUUGCAGCCGAGGACGAGACCGACGCCGGCAAGUUCUUCGGCGAGCUUAGGGGGCCGAUCAUGGCCAACCUCGUAAAGGAGGGCGUCUUCGAGAGGAUCAGGAUAUUCGAUUACCAAGCCGUGUGCUUCAAAAGCACGCAGACCAGCAACGACGCGAAUAUCUUGCUCACGCCGUGGAAGAACGUCCAGAAACUGAUCGCCUGGCUCGUGGGGCAAGCAGCCUGGGCUUGGGCCAAAGCUGGAAUUUGGGAAUCCGAGUACGCUGAGGCGUUUGCUUACCCGAACGAGGAGGAGGGUAUCCACGAGGACUACCAGGAGAACGAAGAUAAGGCGCCAGUCGACGCGAAAGACGAGAAAAUGUUCGAUCAGAAGGUUCUGAUCAAUCGCACCAGGCCGGAGGCUUGCGACAAAGAGGUGUACCUGUACCUGCGUAACGUAUCCUUCGACUCGUUCGACGUUGAGCCGAGCACGAACGACGAGUGUAUGAGGCCGUACAUCGUCCAGCCGGUGGACUUCAGCAACAUGCUACUGUUGGUUGUGAACACGGACUGCAUCGACAUGAUGUCACCCCCGUUGAGCGUCGUGCCGGAGGAGGUGACGUACGAGAACAACUCGCUGGUGUGCCAGAAGGCGCUCACCACUCUGAAGAGGAAGCGACCAGAGUCCUGCAUACGCACUCACCCGAGGGAGAGCGAAAUCAGAGACCUCUGCGGGCUGGCCGUGAACGCGGCGCCGGACAUCUACCUCCUGAUCCUGUUGGUGACCAGCUGCGUCCUCGUCAGACGAGUCGUCUUCGGUCACGACUAAUCCUGGCCCGCCUGGCUCAGGGACGUCGACCGUUAACGGGUUCUGGGCCGACGAAGGCGAACGAGGAUCGUCGCUUUCUUCGCGGCCGAUCGUAGAUCGUGGUUAGGCGGUUCUCUCUCGUGCGACGAGACCGCGCGUUGCCAAUCGUCGUUCAGCUUUUAAACGGGAGAAAGUACAAUUUCGAGGUGAUUCGUUGCGAGGUAUUCAAUGUUUCAUUUGAUCUUUUUUCAUUUCUCUUUCUCUCUCUCCCUGUUUUUCGAUAGUCACCGCGACUCCAAGGUAUUUCUAGUAUGUAUCUAUAGCGACGCUGUACUAGCCGGGAGAAACACAACUCCUGGUGCUGUCCGCCGACGCGCUGUCCGCCGCAGGCCGGGUCUGCGACGAGCAUCCGCCGUCGAGCCUGGACGUUCAUCGUGUUCUCCACGGGACGAGGGUUGGUUCAGGCUGUUUCGCGUUAGAGAAUUUACUCGGCAAACAAUGAAUGAACGGCGGCCGGGUCUAGAAUCCGAAUGAGACGUCCGUGAUUCAGUGCCGAACACUAGUCCUAAUGAAAAAUGAACAAAAAAAACGACCUUACUGCCCAGAAUGCAACGCGGUAUCUACCCCCGUACGCGUCCCUGCUCCACCACAUGUUUUCGUUCCUGUCUUUCUUUCUUUCUCGUUUACCACAAGGCAAAAUUUUCAUCGAACGACGGAGGACGUUUCGUUCCGCAAAUAAAAUCGCUGCUUAGACGAAAAUUUUGUCCUUUUUUGGUGUUCGGUUGGUCGUUCAAGUUCUCGACGCCUCUUGCGAUCGGUAGCGUGUCAGGAAGCUUUCUCGUAACGAAUCGAUUGUCGAAACAAUGAACCUUCCUGAAGCGUCCAAUGCCGAUAGAAUAGAGAAAGCAACGAGGAAAGUUUCUUGUUAAUUGUAGUUGCACGAUUCGCGGGGGUUGAUUCUUCCCUUUCAGAACUGACGGAUCCUUUGAUUCGGCAAGGGAUUGAUCUAUGGGUUCGUCGGUUGAUCAUGAAACGUUGUAACGCGUGUUCGCGCGGUUCAAAUUGCUCGCGAACGUAGGAGGCGAUUUCCGGCGACCGAGGACACAUAUUUCUUAGCUGAGGAACGAGCUAAAAGCCAAGUUACGAACGAGGAAGUCUAAUCUCGAGGGCUCGUAGGUAGCAUGCAUCCACGUUUCGUAGCAUAAUUGGCGAACGGAGCCGUCGCGAUGAUGAAAUCGCAUUUGGCCGACCGGUUGAUUCGCGCUCACGCCUGCCGCCGGUGUAAUUUCUAGAGCGAUGAAGCAAUUAGAGUCUGAUUAGGGGACGGUCGGAGCAGGGCCGUGAUACGCGGGCGUACGUUCGCGAUACCAUGGGACACAU
Molecule: messenger RNA, 5319 nt
Organism: Nomia melanderi (Alkali bee)
Lineage: Eukaryota; Metazoa; Arthropoda; Insecta; Hymenoptera; Halictidae
Gene: stj
Product: voltage-dependent calcium channel subunit straightjacket
Cellular component (GO): voltage-gated calcium channel complex
Molecular function (GO): voltage-gated calcium channel activity
Source: RefSeq, a predicted model, not a curated record